GCUCGACCAACUCCGCCAACAACCGCUUCUACACCAUCUUCGACCCCUUUCUCCCAGAGUAUAACAAGAGCGCGGCUCUUUCAUAUUCAAAAUGGCAGGCGGCGUGCAGCACAACAAAAUGGCCAUGGACCCGGCUUUCGUCAAGCUCGGGAACAUGCAGACCAACAGACACGUCUACUUCCGCUGGACACCCAGGACAGCCCGCAUUACUUUCAUGUACGCCGUUGUCGUGCCGACCAUCAUGGGAAUUAUCGCAUACAAGACUGAUGGUCUGUGGGACCUCCGAGCCAAGCGCAAGGGCGACCUCCUCGUUGAGCGGUAAAGGAAAUCGGACGGGGGAUUGUACAUAACGAGAUAUGCGGAGCCCAUAGUGGCAAUAGAGGAUUUGUUACCACAGCUUGGUUUCUUCGGUUGCAGCUACGCGGUUUGAAGAGCGUGAUGAUAUGAUGCUCGCCGGAAUUACGAUAAGGGGGUAUGGAUGCGCCAAUCAAGCCCAAUUUUAACCGUCCCGAGACCCAGAACGCCAAUUUGAG
This is a messenger RNA of Sodiomyces alkalinus F11, 533 nucleotides long. RefSeq lists its product as hypothetical. The transcript has 4 exons. The record is from RefSeq and is a predicted model, not a curated record. Lineage: Eukaryota; Fungi; Ascomycota; Sordariomycetes; Glomerellales; Plectosphaerellaceae. Bases 92 to 322 code for a protein of 76 amino acids.